AUGGACCCCGGGCUAUCCAACCAGCGCUUUUCCGCUUCGACUCCAACACCUGCAGCGACCGCGACCGGAACCCGUCCUCGACUCGCUUCGUCGCAUGCCAUGCGGCCGCCGCUGUACGACCCGAACGCUACAAUCGUGCUCAUUGGCAUGCGCGGCGUCGGCAAGACGACCCUCGGCCUCAUUGCAGCGACCUCUCUCCGCCGGUCCUUCAUUGACGCCGACUCAGCCUUCCAAACCCUCCACGGACCCAUCUCGCAAUUCGUCACGACUCACGGCUGGUCCGCCUUCCGGGACGCCGAGACAGUUAUCCUGAAGCGGCUGUUGGAGGAGCAUCCGCGAGGCUACGUGAUUGCGUGCGGAGGAGGGGUCGUCGAGAGGGAGGAGAAUCGGAAUUUGCUGCAGCGGUUCAGGGAGGGUGGUGGGCCGAUUGUGCAUGUUGUGCGGGACAAGGAGGAAACGGUGCGGUACUUGGUCGACGAGCAAGCGAGACCUUCCUGGGGCGAGGAGAUCCGCUCUGUUUGGGCCCGCCGAACGCCCUACUUCGAGUCCCUCUGCACGCACACCAUCGUCUCCCUGACCGCCUACCCGCCCCCACCCUCGCCACAAUUCCUCAUGAAGCACGUCGAAACCGCCUUCGUCCGCCUCCUCCGCUCCAUCUUCGGGUUCGCCUCGUCGCACGUCCCGCUCGUCGCUGGUCCGCGUCCUUCGCCCGUCACUGGGCCGAGUUCAGGCGAGUACGGAGGGUACGGAGCGUGCGAGUCUGAGUUGGGUCGAGGAGCGAAGGGCUCGAGAACGAGUUUCGUCGCGCUCAACUUUCCCGACUUGCGGGUCGUCAGUGCAGAGACGAUUCGGAAAGUCGCGGGCGGCGUUGACGUGAUCGAGAUGCGAGUCGACACGCUCGUCGAAGUCGAGACGGUCCCUCCCUUCUCCCGCCUCGGGUCGCCUGCGAACGGCGAUGGUUCAGCCGCUCCAACACCUCGACGCCGCCGCUAUCCAUCUCCCCACUUCGUCGCCAUCUGUUUCGGCCACCUCAGACGCUGCUCGCCCCUCCCGGUCCUCUACACCGUCCGGACCGAAAAACAAGGCGGCGCCUUCCCCGACCCAUACACCGACAAUCCCGACCUCUUCACCGACUACCUCGCGCUCGUCGAGCUCGGAUUCAAGCUUGGCGCGGAAUAUGUCGACCUUGAACUUGCGCUUCCGGACGAGGAGAUCCAGCGGUUCCUUGCGCUGCGAGGAGCGGCGACGCAAGUCCUUGGAGCGGAUCAUGACAGGAAGGGAGAGUGGAGGUGGAAUUCGCAGGAGGUGCUGGACAAGUACCUUCGCGCGACUCGACUCGGUUGCGACGUGAUCAAGCUCGUCUCGACGCCUACGACAUUCAACUCCAACCUCGAGCUGCUCAAGUUUCGCGCGAAGGUCGACGCACUCAUUUCGGAGGAGACGGGCGCGGAUCGGCCUGUCCCGCUCCUCGCCAUCAACCUCGGCAAGGGGGGCCAGAUCUCACGCUAUCUCAAUCCGGUUCUCACGCCCGUCACGCACCCUCUCCUCCCCGGCGUCGCAGCGCCAGGCCAACUCACCUUCGCGCAAACUCAACAAGCGCUCUACCUCUCCGGUCUUACGCUCGAGAAGACCUUCUUCGUCUCGUCCGCCUCGGUCGCAGAGACGUUCUCACGCGAGGCGCACACCCUCGGCCUCCCUUACAACUUCCUCGUCGAAGACCGGCUGUCAAUGCGCGUGUCCGAACCAAACUUUGGCGGCGCCUACCUCGGCGCACCGUCGUCCCCUCUCCCCGUCUCGUCCAUCUCAGCACCCGACGAGGUCCUCCUGCCCGCCGCGUCGACUGGCUGGGCAGACCUCUGCGUCCCAGCCUGCAGCGAGCCAAACUCGUACGACGUCCCGCCCACCUCGCUCGGCUACUACAAGCACACGAACGUCCGCGUACUCGCUCUCGCCGAGGUCAUCACGCAGCACCUCUCGCCUAUCAACGCAGUCGGGACGCACACGUGUGCUUUGCUUGUCGGACUUGCGAAGAAGGAUCGGAGCGAGGUGGUCGAGGCGUUGAGGAUGGUCGGUGCGCGGUGGGUGUUUUUGCUGGCGUGCGAGGCAGACGAAGGGGAUGCAGCGGGCAGUAGCGCAGCGACGCCCUCUCGCCCAGCUUCGCCUCGCUCGCCUUCCCGGCCGUCCACUCCGUCUGGUGCGCACCCGCCGACAUCCUCCCUUCCGUACCCUCAGCACGCUCCCCUCCAGCUCCUCCCAAUCCCCUCAUUCUCCGCCCCUCUCCUCUACUCCAAACGCCCCCCAACAAUCAUCGUCUCAUCCGACGACCUCCUCGUCCCCCGCACCUCCGCCUCACCCGCCUCUUCUCCCAGCCCCUUCCCCGAAAGCCUCUUCUCCUCGCCAACAGGCGGAUGCGCACUCGACCUCUCCUUUACUACUGGUACGCGGCGCGGGUUGCUCGCGAAUGCUAUUGAGGCGAAAAGGGCGAGGGCCAGAGGCGCGCAGGUGAAUGGGAAGACGGGGCAUGUGGUUGUGGAUGGGUGGCAGGUGUUGGGCGUCAAGGACGUGCAGAGCGAGUGUGAGAGACAGGCUUUCCGGGCGUUGACGGGCAGGAGGAUGGGCUGA
Rhodotorula toruloides NP11 is the source of this 2622-nucleotide messenger RNA. Its product is annotated as shikimate kinase. Lineage: Eukaryota; Fungi; Basidiomycota; Microbotryomycetes; Sporidiobolales; Sporidiobolaceae. The coding region runs from base 1 to 2622 and encodes 873 amino acids. Gene Ontology annotation, biological process: chorismate biosynthetic process. The record is from RefSeq and is a predicted model, not a curated record. The transcript is spliced from 3 exons. Gene Ontology annotation, molecular function: 3-dehydroquinate dehydratase activity; 3-phosphoshikimate 1-carboxyvinyltransferase activity.